This is a messenger RNA of Malassezia japonica, 615 nucleotides long. It is a transcript of the gene MRPL4, whose product is annotated as 54S ribosomal protein L4 mitochondrial. NCBI's taxonomy places the organism in Eukaryota, Fungi, Basidiomycota, Malasseziomycetes, Malasseziales, Malasseziaceae. The transcript is spliced from 2 exons. The record is from RefSeq and is a predicted model, not a curated record. Gene Ontology annotation, cellular component: mitochondrial large ribosomal subunit; mitochondrial ribosome. The coding region runs from base 1 to 615 and encodes 204 amino acids. Gene Ontology annotation, molecular function: structural constituent of ribosome. Gene Ontology annotation, biological process: mitochondrial translation.
AUGCUCGUCGGAGCGGCCUUCUCUAUGCGCACGUCAAGCGGCACGCUGCGCACAAUGUGCACAAGUGCGAUGCGCGCACAGGCGCCACGCCCUCCCACGCUGAUCCCCAGCGCCCACGUGCUGGCUGGUACCCCGACGCCGAAGGAUCCCAUUGAAGUCGCGCGUAUAUACCCUGACCACCCUCUGAUGCGCUUCUUCCAGCGUGUGCCUCUGGAAGUUCCGCGUGCAGGCACGCAAGGCAAGCACGCUGACGAGCGCGAUACGCUGCAUGUACCCCAGGCAGUGACCGAGGCAGACCUCUCGAAGGAGUUCUCCUCGCGCUCGUGGCUCGCGCCGGAGCUACGCCGGAAAAGCAGCGCGGACCUGCACAACCUCUGGUACGUGCUCUCGAUUGAGCGCAACCGCCUCGCGACGAGCUGGGAGGAAAUCAAGCGCCACAAUGCCGAGGGCGCUGCGCGCAUGCUCGGCGAAAGCCUGUCACACCGCCACCACAGGUUUGUGUUGAACGAGCGGCGCCUCGCGCUUAUCGAGGCGCAGCAGCAGGCGCGCCUCGACGGCGAGACUCAGCCGGAAGAGGACGACGGCGAACUCUUUGAGACACGGCCCACCGCCUAA